AUGGCCCUACGAGGGAUAUGUUCGCAAAUCUUCAGCAAUCACAGGAUUAAUUUUCUUGGUGUCAAGCAGGCUCUUGAUGAGGUGCAGCAACUUUUAUCUUCGCAGGUUCAUCAAAACAAAGAAGCUCAAAUUAGCGAGGUUGUUAACUCGAGACCGUUGUGCUAUACACCUGACACUGACCUUGCCUACUUGUCUCCUACCCACUUUCUUAUUGUAGGCCCAAUCACAACUGUUCCAGAGGGCGAUCUAACUCAUUUGCCAAUCAAUCGCUUGGACGUUUUGGUCAUAUCUAUCGUUUCUCGCCUCAUGAGUUCAUCAGCCAGUGGGACAAUGAGCCAUAUGGGAAAUAUGGGUGGACUAGCAGCAUGCAGUGUAAGCGAUACAAAACCGCUACAGUUUCCUUUGGCUCAAAGAAGAAAACGGAGAGUUUUGUUUACGCAAGCUCAGGUUUAUGAACUAGAAAGGAGAUUUAAACAGCAGAGGUAUCUCUCAGCACCGGAACGAGAACACUUGGCCAGUCUUAUUCAUUUAACACCAACACAGGUGAAGAUUUGGUUCCAAAAUCACAGAUACAAAUGUAAACGGCAAGCAAAAGAGAAGGCAAUGGCUGAGCAAAAUCAACAUAAUCAGUCUGCGAGCUCACCACGACGCGUUGCCGUUCCUGUACUUGUCAAGGACGGUAAGCCCUGCUCUGGAAAUAAUAAUUCAACUCAAUCACAACCGCAUGGAAAUAGUACCACGUCAGCAGGCAAUAAUACUGGUUCUUCUAAUAGUGUGAAUGCCCAUAGUGGCGGAGUUUCGGUAUCUUCCAAUGUUUCGAGUGGUCUCAACCUUAUAACUGGAGAUACUCCCAACUCUCACUCGCCAGAUACAUCAACUUCUUUACUUGCUAGUUAUGGGACUGUUGGAGGUUCCAACGUUGCUAUGUUACAGCAACCCUGCAAUAACACUUUGAUGUCGAACAGCUUAGCAAUGGCUUAUAGAAAUCAAAACAAUUUUAUUUCUAAUGGACAUCAGCAGCAAUGUGGCGGAUAUUUGCCGUUACAAGGGCGAGCAUGGUAAAAAUAUUUUAAAAGCGUUCGUAUAUUUUAACCAAGUGUACUCUAUUCGGCUAUAAAUGGAAGAAAUAAUUCAAAAAAUUGUAAUGGAAUGUUAUAUCGGAUACCAGUUUCAUUAAAUGAAAAAAACAUAUUGAUAUUAUAACCUAUUUGUAACGUCAAUAGUAAAAAUAUUUAAUAUAUAUAUACAUACGAAAAAUUAAUACUCAUUAAAUAGUUAUGUAUAAGUGUAUAUAAAUAGACCAAUGUAUUAAAUUAAUAGUUCUUAAUAAAAAAUUUGUAAUAAAUUGUGUAAAAUAGCGAGCAGUCAUUACAGCUUGCAUACAUCUUACUAAGCUCUUUGAAUUACCAGCGUGAUCGAUUCGUGUUCCUUCCGUAAGA
Drosophila gunungcola (fruit fly) is the source of this 1439-nucleotide messenger RNA. Its product is annotated as homeobox protein Nkx-2.1-like. Gene Ontology annotation, biological process: cell differentiation; regulation of transcription by RNA polymerase II. Gene Ontology annotation, molecular function: DNA-binding transcription factor activity, RNA polymerase II-specific; RNA polymerase II cis-regulatory region sequence-specific DNA binding. Lineage: Eukaryota; Metazoa; Arthropoda; Insecta; Diptera; Drosophilidae. The record is from RefSeq and is a predicted model, not a curated record. Gene Ontology annotation, cellular component: nucleus. The transcript has 5 exons. The coding region runs from base 1 to 1062 and encodes 353 amino acids.